GAGGCAGCCAUUUUGCAGACGUCAGCCAAAAAUUGUUUUUACUCAGCUCCGUGGAACGGUAGAGGGAGGAAGAAAAGAUACAAGCAAAAAUGGCGAAUUUUGCUCUGCGACUGCCAUCAACAAACUUCAGGAGCUUCUCCAUCUCAGCAUCAUCCAACGGGGCUGCUCCUGGUAAUCAUAUUGGUAAAUCACAAAACGGUGGCCCAGUGAUUUUGGAGCUCCCACUGGAUAAAAUAAGGAGACCCCUUCUGCGAACCAGAGCUAAUGAUCCAAACAAAGUCCAGGAACUCAUGGACAGUAUUAAACAAAUUGGUCUUCAAGUCCCUAUUGAUGUGCUUGAGGUUGAUGGAGUUUACUAUGGAUUCUCAGGCUGUCAUCGGUAUGAAGCACAUCAGCGGCUUGGUCUCCCAACAAUCCGCUGCAAAGUUCGACGUGGAACAAAAGAAACUCUCAGGCAUCAUCUUCGGUGAGUCUUAGCUGAUGGAAUGAUGUAUGCGAAUUUGCAAAUCUUCUUGCAAGCAUUAAUUGUGAUGCUCUGUGGUAGUCUCACCAGAUAUUUAUGAGUAUGUAUAUGCAGUUUCAGCAAUGUAUAGUUAUCAAAUGUUACUGGCUUCGUCAUAAGCUGCUGCUAUUUCUGACUGCAAUUUGUAUUUACAAAAAGCAAACACAAUCAAGUGAAAAAUUACAUGAGUCUUUAUCUA
Molecule: messenger RNA, 701 nt
Organism: Manihot esculenta (cassava)
Lineage: Eukaryota; Viridiplantae; Streptophyta; Magnoliopsida; Malpighiales; Euphorbiaceae
Product: sulfiredoxin, chloroplastic/mitochondrial
Exons: 5
Coding region: 90-470 (126 amino acids)
Biological process (GO): cellular response to oxidative stress
Cellular component (GO): cytoplasm
Molecular function (GO): sulfiredoxin activity
Source: RefSeq, a predicted model, not a curated record